AUGGAGCAUUGCAAUGUGGACAUUACACCAUGUGAAGCUAGGGUACAACUGUCCAAGAGUGAGGAUGAGCAAGAUGUGGAUCCAACUCAAUAUCGGAGAUUGAUUGGAUUGUUGCGUUAUUUGUGUAAUACGCGACCGGACUUGGCAUUUAGUGUCGAUAUUGCUAGUAGAAUCUUGGAGAGACCUAAGGUAUCUCAUAUGGAAGCGGUCAAGAGAAUCCUUAGAUACAUUAAAGGAACUCUUGGUUGGGGAAUUAUCUUUCCGCCAUCAAAUACGGGCCGAAAAUGCGAUUUACUUGGUUCCACCGAUUCCAAUUGGUGUGGCGAUAAGGAUGAUAGAAAGUCAACGGAUGGAUACAUAUUUAUGUUUGGUAGGACCCCAAUCUCGUGGUGUUCGAAAAAGGAAUCGGUGGUAGCACUCUCAUCUUGUGAGAUCGAGUAUAUUGAGGCGUCGUUAUGUGCUUGUCAAGCCAUGUGGCUUAUGAAUCUAAUGAAGGAGUUAGGUAGAAAUGAGGGUGAUGCUAAUACACUUCUUGUGGAUAAUGUUUCUGCUAUUAACCUUGCGAAGAAUCCGAUUACACACGGAAGGAGCAAGUAUAUAGAGAUGUGA
Molecule: messenger RNA, 609 nt
Organism: Vicia villosa (hairy vetch)
Lineage: Eukaryota; Viridiplantae; Streptophyta; Magnoliopsida; Fabales; Fabaceae
Product: secreted RxLR effector protein 161-like
Exons: 1
Coding region: 1-609 (202 amino acids)
Source: RefSeq, a predicted model, not a curated record